AGCAAAGAGGAACAUUGUUUUUAUUGUUGAUAUUGAUUGAAAAAUUUUUUAGAGCAUAACUUUUUUUAGUUUUCGAGAUAUGCAGAUCAAGGACAAAAAAGCUAUUGUCAUUGGAUCGUCCAAUGGCUUGGGUGCUGCUUUUACCAAAGAAUUGCUGCGCAACAGCGUCGCGCAUGAUCAAAUAAUGACGAAAAAUCAACUCACGAUUAAUAAAGCCGAUAUCCCUUGUUUCGUACCAUCCAAGGCCGGCAUGGUGUCCGUCGCAAUGCUGGCAAUGGAACACAUGGGCAGAGACAAAGGUGGCAAAGGCGGUGUUUUGAUCAAUAUCGCCGAACACCUCGACGUCCACUGCACGGCCCAACUGCCCGUCUACACGGCCACCAAGCAAGCCAUCAUCGGACUCUCCCAGUCGUUGGCGCAACCUUACCAUUACCAAAGGACAGGCGUGAGGAUAAUCGUCCUCUGCCCUGGUUUGACGGAAUCCCCCGUGCUGGAGAAUCUAAAGAGCGAGGAGUUUGUUCCUAGACCCGAGGAACUGAUGGACGCCAUGAAGGAGAUUCAUCGUCAAAGAGCCGAGAGUGUGGCGCAUGCACUGGUUUACGUGAUAAGGUGCGCCCAAAAUGGAAGCGUGUGGAUCUCGGAGGACGGCAAGCCAGUCUAUGAGAUCCAGAUGCCGGACACUUUGCCCACCAAAUGACUUGAUUUAUAAAAAAAACUGUCAAUCUUGUUUAUUUGCGACUUCACGACUUUUAUUACACAUUUAUUUGAUUUAUGACGGUGUGAGAUUUUUUUUGUCUUAUUUUUUACUAGUUAGCCCUAAAAA
This is a messenger RNA of Copidosoma floridanum, 823 nucleotides long. RefSeq names its product 15-hydroxyprostaglandin dehydrogenase [NAD(+)]-like. NCBI's taxonomy places the organism in Eukaryota, Metazoa, Arthropoda, Insecta, Hymenoptera, Encyrtidae. The record is from RefSeq and is a predicted model, not a curated record. Gene Ontology annotation, molecular function: oxidoreductase activity, acting on the CH-OH group of donors, NAD or NADP as acceptor. Gene Ontology annotation, cellular component: cytoplasm.